CUCCCUCGGCGCCCCGAAAUAAAGAAAUUCGAACAACCGUGUUGGUUAUUUUUAACUCCGACUAUCGCGUCACCCUUUAAUAAACACAGAGAGACAGAAGAGGAAACGCAUUUCCUUGUUAAAGAGAGCGAAGAAAAUCAGAUCUCAAACUGGUCACUCCUCGACACACCACGAGGAAGAAUUGAGGAAAGGCGAGAUGGGGCUGUCAUUCACGAAAUUACUUGGCCGAUUGUUCUCGAAGAAAGAAAUGCGAAUUCUGAUGGUAGGUCUUGAUGCUGCUGGUAAAACCACCAUUCUUUACAAGCUGAAGUUGGGAGAAAUUGUCACUACUAUCCCUACCAUUGGAUUUAAUGUGGAAACUGUGGAAUAUAAGAAUAUUAGCUUCACUGUUUGGGAUGUUGGCGGUCAAGACAAGAUUCGUCCUUUGUGGAGACAUUACUUCCAAAACACGCAAGGGCUUAUCUUUGUGGUUGACAGCAAUGACCGAGAUCGAGUUGGUGAGGCCAGAGACGAGCUGCACAGGAUGUUGAAUGAGGAUGAGCUGAGGGAUGCUGUGCUCCUUGUAUUUGCAAAUAAGCAAGAUCUUCCAAAUGCAAUGAAUGCUGCUGAGAUAACUGAUAAACUCGGUCUUCAUUCUCUAAGACAACGCCACUGGUAUAUCCAGAGCACAUGUGCCACUUCAGGAGAAGGGCUUUAUGAAGGAUUGGACUGGCUUUCAAACAACAUUUCUAGCAAGGCUUAGUGGACUGGAGAUUUAAAUUUUCUCAACAAUGCGUGCUAGCAUUUGAUGUUGGGUUUUGUAGACGCUGCCACCAUUCUUUUCUUCCUUUUCGCAAGAAUUGUCUUAUAAAUUUAUAUUUCUCAUUUCAGUACUCUGGUUGUCUUUUUAAGUUACAUCAGUGUGUAGACUAUUGGCAUUUGCAUCAGAAUAUAUUCUGAAUAAGCUCCAAGUAAUUGAGUUUCAAUGAAGCUGAUUAUGAUCAUGAGUUUCAGUCAA
Molecule: messenger RNA, 997 nt
Organism: Populus trichocarpa (black cottonwood)
Lineage: Eukaryota; Viridiplantae; Streptophyta; Magnoliopsida; Malpighiales; Salicaceae
Product: ADP-ribosylation factor 1
Exons: 7
Coding region: 197-742 (181 amino acids)
Biological process (GO): intracellular protein transport; vesicle-mediated transport
Cellular component (GO): cytoplasm
Molecular function (GO): GTP binding; GTPase activity
Source: RefSeq, a predicted model, not a curated record